GAGAUAUUUAGGCAGAAAACACCAAAACCCUCCGUCCAAGGGGUUUUCUAUUCCUCAAGCUCCUUCUCCUCUAUUCUCCACACUCUUCUGUUCCUCUCAGCUUAAUUGAGAACCUCAGUUUCACUGAAACAAGGUCUCUUGUUAGGUAAGAAGGAAACAAUCACUGAUUGAGAAUCAAGAUGGCUACUUACGUUUCACCGUGUUUUACUCCUUCCGACACUCGUCUCCUCGCUGUUCUUAGAAAGAAUGUAUCACCUUUAGGCAGAUCACACUCCUUGAAGAUGACUGAGAGUAAGAAAAACGGGUCCUUUGUUGCUGCUGCUCAGAGAUCUGAAUCUUCUCCAAGGCAUUCCCAUAGCCAAGACCCUUUCUUAAACCUCCACCCUGAGAUAUCCAUGCUCAGAGGAGGAGGAGGAGGAGGAGCCAACACAGUACCCAACCCCAGGAAAGAAACUAGUUCUGUGGUUCCUGUCACCGAGGACUUUGACGAGCCCUCUGCUCCUAGUGGCUAUAAUGAGGCGAGGAUUAAAGUUAUUGGCGUGGGAGGUGGUGGAUCAAACGCUGUGAACCGUAUGAUAGAGAGCGAGAUGAUGGGAGUAGAGUUCUGGAUUGUGAACACUGACAUUCAAGCUAUGAGGAUGUCUCCUGUUUUGUCUGAGAACAGGCUGCAGAUUGGUAAGGAGCUGACUAGAGGUUUAGGUGCUGGAGGGAAUCCGGAGAUUGGUAUGAACGCUGCUAAGGAGAGUAAAGAAGCUAUUGAAGAGGCUCUUUAUGGCUCAGACAUGGUCUUUGUCACAGCUGGAAUGGGAGGUGGGACUGGUACUGGAGCAGCUCCUGUGAUCGCUGGAAUCGCUAAAGCCAUGGGGAUACUGACUGUUGGUAUUGCCACAACGCCGUUCUCGUUUGAGGGGAGAAGAAGAGCGGUGCAGGCUCAAGAAGGGCUUGCUUCACUGAGAGACAAUGUUGACACUCUCAUUGUUAUUCCGAAUGAUAAGCUGCUUACGGCUGUCUCUCAGUCUACUCCUGUGACGGAGGCUUUUAAUCUAGCUGAUGAUAUACUUCGCCAGGGAGUUCGUGGGAUCUCUGAUAUCAUCACGAUUCCUGGUUUGGUGAAUGUGGAUUUUGCUGAUGUGAGAGCUAUAAUGGCGAAUGCAGGUUCUUCAUUGAUGGGGAUAGGAACUGCAACAGCAGGGAAGAGUAGGGCAAGAGAUGCUGCACUGAACGCAAUCCAGUCACCGUUGCUAGAUAUUGGCAUUGAGAGAGCCACUGGGAUCGUUUGGAACAUCACUGGUGGAACCGACUUGACAUUGUUCGAGGUAAAUGCUGCUGCGGAAGUUAUAUAUGAUCUUGUUGAUCCAACUGCUAAUCUUAUAUUCGGAGCUGUUGUGGAUCCAUGCCUCACCGGUCAAGUGAGCAUAACUCUCAUAGCAACGGGUUUUAAGCGACAAGAGGAAGGAGAAGGAAGGGCGGCUCAGAUGGCACAAGCAGAUACUGCCUCAACUGGAGCUACAAGAAGACCUUCUUCCUCCUUUAGAGAUGGUGGUUCGGUGGAGAUUCCAGAGUUCUUGAAGAAGAAAGGCAGCUCUCGCUAUCCUCGAGUCUAAUAAGUCUGAGAUAUAUGAUCACUAUCUGCAGAGCAACGUUGUCUCUUUGAGAUUACAGGAAGAUGUUUUGAUGUAUGAUCAAGAUUUGUGUGGGUGUGUAAUGAUGCCUACCUGCUGUGCUAUUAUGAUGAUUUGUUAUGUGAUGUGAUCAAUAGGUUUUUGUUUUAGAGAUGUGAUAUUAUGAUGAUUUGUUAUGUGAUGUCUCUUUGACUUCAAAAAAUAAAACAAAAGUCUCUUAUGUAUGAA
Messenger RNA from Brassica oleracea var. oleracea, 1850 nucleotides. RefSeq names its product cell division protein FtsZ homolog 2-1, chloroplastic. Gene Ontology annotation, biological process: chloroplast fission. The record is from RefSeq and is a predicted model, not a curated record. Gene Ontology annotation, molecular function: GTPase activity; GTP binding. Lineage: Eukaryota; Viridiplantae; Streptophyta; Magnoliopsida; Brassicales; Brassicaceae. Bases 180 to 1604 code for a protein of 474 amino acids. Gene Ontology annotation, cellular component: chloroplast; cytoplasm. The transcript has 6 exons.